UUUUUGUCUCUUUGUUUGUCUUUUUGGUUUUUGUAGAUGUUAUGUAAUGGCUUUAAUGGGUUAUUCAAUACCCAUUUGCAGAGGCUUGCACUGAUGAUUUGUUGCUUCAUCUUUCUUUUAGUUGAACAAUGUUCUUAGUUUUUUGGGUUUUUUUUUUUUCUAGGUUAGAUAUUCUCUAAUCCUAGAAAUUUUAUUGGAAGGUUUCAUAUGUCGUCUUCAAUGGAUUAACAGGUUUGGAGUUCCAAUUGUGUGAAUAGUAUUUCAAAUAAAAGCGAGAACAAUCUAAAAAGAUGGAUUCGUCGUCGAGUGAGCAGUAAUUCAUCUGAUCCAUGUGUUUCUUGCACUACGUUCAACAUUCUCGCCCCAAUUUACAAGCGACUUGACCCACUGAACCAGAGCUGCCGUGAGAGCGAGUUUAGAGAAUAUUGGCUUAGCCGAAACCAGAGUAUUUUGGAUCGGUUACUUGUCGAAAAAUCCUCCAUUAUUUGUUUACAGGAGUUUUGGGUUGGGAAUGCAGAACUUGUCGAGAUGUAUGAGAAGAGAUUAGAUGAGGCUGGGUAUGCCAAUUACAAGCUUGCUCGAACAAAUAAUAGAGGAGAUGGACUUCUCACUGCUGUUCACAAGGACUAUUUUAGGGUUCUAAAUUAUCGCGAUCUUCUGUUCAAUGAUUUUGGGGAUCGAGUUGCUCAGUUGUUACAUGUACAAUCGGCUGUUCCCUAUUCUCAGAGCCAAAUCGGAAACCUCCAACAAGAGAUUCUCAUUGUUAAUACCCACCUGCUCUUUCCUCAUAAUUCUUGCCUUUCCAUUGCUCGACUCCACCAGGUAUACAAGAUUCUGAAGUAUGUGGAGUCUUAUCAGGGGGAACACAUGCUAAAUCCGCUUCCAGUUAUCCUCUGUGGGGACUGGAAUGGAAGCAAGCGUGGCCAUGUUUACAAGUUUCUUAGAUCCCAAGGCUUUGUUUCAUCAUACGAUACUGUUCAUCGGUAUACAGACAGUGAUGCAGAUGCCCAUAAGUGGGUUAGCCAUAGGAACCAUCGAGGGAACAUCUGUGGUGUAGAUUUCAUUUGGCUUCUCAAUCCGAAUAAGCAUCGUAAACCUCUUAGAACAAGUUGGAAGGAAGCCGUUUUGGGAAUAAUUAAGAAUCAUCUUCGUACUGCUUUUGUAAUGGACCAAGAUGCCUUCCACUUCUUGAAAACUGAGGAUUCCUUUGGAGAUUAUAUUACUUUCACGAGUUUCUGUCUAGCUCUUCAGCAGCUGGGUCUAAGUGGCCAUGACCAUGGGCUAAGCCCCCUAGAGGUUCAGGACUUGUGGAAUCAGUUGGAGACUGAUCAAAAUGGAGUUCUUGAUUAUAAUGAAUUUCAGAGGAUAUGGGAUCCCCAGAAUUGGGGGCAAACAGAAGAGAGAGAAACAGAGAAAGGAGACUUCCAAGAUGGAAGUGAAAGGGAUGGGGAGGCUGUGGGCUUUGAUGUAAAGGAUGCGGUUCUCUUUCCACCUGAAGUCGAGAAGGGGAUGUGGCCUGAGAAUUACUCUCUCUCUGAUCACGCUCGCCUCACUGUAGUCUUUUCACCAGUUAAAAUGCUUUGCUCUCAUGCAAUCUGUUGAUUGAUUUUGAGAAACGAAUUUCAUAGGCAAUUUUGGUGUGUUUUGUAAAUGUAUAACUGUAGAAAGGAAAGACUCAUGCAAUCUGUUGAUUGAUUUUGAGAAACGAAUUUCAUAGGCUAUUUUGGUGUGUUUUGUAAAUGUGUAACUGUAGAAAAUAUAGUGUUUAUAAUGAAGCAAUUCUUUGGUUCAACA
Messenger RNA from Amborella trichopoda, 1794 nucleotides. NCBI's taxonomy places the organism in Eukaryota, Viridiplantae, Streptophyta, Magnoliopsida, Amborellales, Amborellaceae. The record is from RefSeq and is a predicted model, not a curated record.